AUGUUUUUUUUUUUUCCUCGUUUACAAAAGUCAUCUAACCGGCGGGGAGCACAGAAACGGAUCGCGGAGACUUCUGGGGAUGGCACGCCAUCAUCAGGCUACACGUACGAUGUGUUCUUGAGCUUCCGAGGGCCUGAUGUUCGCCGCACGUUCGUGGAUUGCCUCUACCACAGCCUAUUUGACUCUGGAAUAACUGUCUUCAAAGAUGACAAAGAGCUUCCUGUAGGCGGGGAAAUUGGACCGGAGCUCAAGCGCGCUAUCGACAACUCAACAAUCCACAUGCCGAUUUUCUCGGAAGGCUACGCAUCUAGCUCUUGGUGCCUCCAGGAGGGAGCGUACAUGGUGAAGCGCCGGAAAGAAUCCGUGGGACACGAAAUCAAUCCUAUUUUCUAUGGAGUGAGUCCUUCAGAUGUCAGGCUCACGAGGGGUUCAUACGGCGAGGACCUGCUUAAGCAUGAGCGGUAUUACGGCAAGGAGACGGUGCGAGAGUGGAAGGAGGCUCUAAUAGAGGUCGCAGAUCUAUCAGGAUGGGACGCAAACACUUUAGAGCAUGGUAGACUUAUCAAAGAUAUUGUUCUAAAGAUUUAUAUUAAGCUGAAGAAGAGACAAAAGGUUCUUCCCGAUCAUUUAGUUGGAAUUGAUGAUCGAGUCAAAGAUGUGGUGUGGCAGUUGGACCCCGGCUCCCUGGACGUACAAUUACUUGUUGUGCAUGGUAUGGAAGGAAUUGGCAAGACAACUCUUGCCAAGUUAGUUUUCAACGAGAUAGCUCCUCUGUUUGAUGGUUGUAGCUUCCUUUCAGACAUCCGAAAAAGCCCACAAGUUGGUGGCAUCAUAAGGUUUCAAAAACAGCUGUUAUCCGAUAUCCUGAAGAAGAACAUAGAUGUCCAGGACGUUGAUGAUGGUAUCAACAUGAUACGAGAAAAGUUUUGCAACAAGAGGGUCCUCAUUGUCUUUGAUGAUGUGGAUAAGCCAGAGCAGCUCCUGAAACUGAUGGGGAACCGUGACUCACUCGGCCCUGGAAGCAAGGUGAUUGUCACAACUAGAAAUGUGGGUCUUACGGCAUUUCUGCCUAAACAGCAUCUUGCUUAUGAGAUGAGACAGUUGAAUCCUUGGCAUGCUCUUCAACUUUUCAGUAAGCAUGCCUUUGGAGAAAGGCUACCUCCAGAUGAUUACGAAAAUAUUUCCAGUGAAAUAGCAGCCACAAUCGGAGAAAAUCCUUUGGCUCUUGAAGCUUCAGGUUCUUUCCUCCGUGGCAAAAGUCUCAGGAUAUGGUCAGAAGAAUUGGAGCGUUCAAGGAAAGUACCUAAUAGGGUAGUCCUAGAGGAGUUGAGGAAAAUUUAUAAGGCAUUAUUAAGCUUUCAGGAGAAGCAAAUUUUUUUAGACAUUGCAACCUUUUAUGACGGCAUGGAUAGCACAACUGCAACAUAUAUGUGGAAAAGUUGUGGUUAUUUCCCUGAAAGCGGACUUGCUACUCUCACUGCUUUGUCUCUGUUGAAUAUAGACCAUCACAAUAUUUUUCGGAUGCCUGACCUGAUCAGAGAUUUUGGAAGGGAAAUUGUUUGAGAGGAGAAUUAUCUGAGUCUAGGAAGUCGAAGCAGAUUGUGGGAAUCAGAGGAAUGCCUUCGCAUCCUUUGUGAUCCGAUUGAUUGCAGACAAAAGAGUAGUGUUCAAUUACUUAGCUUAAAAGUCCCUCAGGGACAGACGCUUACAAGUCAACAAUUUGCUGCUCUGCCAAAUCUAAGGAUUCUUCAUGUUGAAGGGGGAAACUUCACAGGAGAUUAUGAGAAUGUUUUCAGAGAAUUAAGAUCGCUAUAUUGGAGUUGUUGUCCUGCAGACUUUGAUGCGAUCAAUUUCUCUCCAAGCAAUCUAGUUGUUCUCAAGCUUUCUGGUACUGAACUUAGAGAUGAUUGGCCUGGAUGGCACCAAAUCCUGAAAUCAUCCAAAUUGAAAGAACUGGAACUUGGAGAAUGCAGCCACUUAACUAGAUUGCCUGGCCUCUUUGCCCUCUCAACAUUGGAAAGACUGACCAUACGAAAUUGCCAAAGCUUAGUUGAAAUUGGUAAAUCAAUUGGUAAGCUAGUACACCUGAAUUACUUGGAAAUUGAUGUGUGCAAUUGUCUGAGAGAGUUGCCUGAAGAAGUUGGUUGUUUAAAGGCUUUAAAAGAGCUGAUUGUGAGAGGGACAAUACUUGGUCCCGUUGGUUCAUAUCUUCCCCACUCGAUUGGUAAUCUACAGUGUUUGACAAGGCUAGAGAUGGAAAGUAUUGGAAUUGGUGAACUUCCAAGAUCAAUUGGGCAGCUAAAGGACCUUGAAAGGUUGAGUUUCUCCAGAUGUGAUGAGCUAAGAAAGCUUCCAGACUCGAUUGGGGAAUUGGAAUCACUACGUGAGUUGGAUCUGUCUCAUACUAAAGUAACAGAAAUACCUGAUUCGAUUGGAAACCUGAGGAAGUUAGAAGUGAUAAGGAUAGAUCAUAGCAAGAUAAGGAAGAUCCCGGGGACUAUAGGAAUGGUGCAAAAGCUAGAGGAAUUUCAUGCCAAAAAAUGCAUGCAUUUAAAGGGAGAUAUUCCUAGAGGAAUUGGGCUCCUAUCCUUUCUGAAAAUCCUAGACUUAUCUCACACUUGCAUUCGAUCUGUGCCAACAACAAUCAACCAGCUUUCUCAUCUUCAAGAACUUUAUUUGGAAAGUUGCCAUAAAAUUAAACAAAUCCCAGAGCUUCCCGCAAGUUUGAUUACCCUGUAUGUCGAGUCUUGCUCAUUGAAGAGAGUCCCAAACCUCGCAAACCUGACCAAUUUAGUCAAUCUAAUUGUAUCUGACUGCUCUGAGGAAUCUCUUUCUAGCCCUCGGGUUGCCAAUUUUAGCCAGUCUCCAAACCUGGAGUGGAUUGGGAAGUUGUCUAGACUGGAGAGCUUGAAAUUGGUUCAUAAAAGCAUCAGUUCACUGCCAAUUAAGUUAGCUUCCCUUCCUCGCCUGGAGCAACUAGUUCUGUCUUGUUUUAACCUGCAAUGCCUCACUCAGCCACUUCCUUCCACACUCUCCAAGCUGAAGUUUAUAAACUUAAACUCAUUGGCAGAAUUACCGCCCUGUUCUGACUUGAAAAAUAUGUCGAGGUUGGAGUUAUGUAAAUCGUUGCUGACAGAAAUUCCACUCAGUCAGUUUGGACAAUUGGAGAAUCUGAGGGAACUGACCGUGUUGAACUGCAAAUAUCUGCGGCUGUUGUCCUGUCUGUCAGGCUUGAAGAAGCUCAGAGUGUUGUGCUUGUCGAAUUGCCCGAGGCUAGUUGAGAUCCAAGGUCUCGAAGAACUGGAAUUGCUGGAAAGUAUAAGGAUCGACGAGUGCAGCUCCCUAGUAAGGUUGCCUAAACUCUUGAAGUUGAAGAAGUUGAAGACCAUGGAAUUUAUAUCCUGCAGAUCGUUAGAAAAAUUGCCUUCUCUAUCUCCGGCAGCUCUCAAACAUUGUCAUCUAGUAGUUGACAGAUGUGAUAAGCUAGCCAACCACAAUGGCCCUUGCUGUUAAGCUAGCCAACCACAAUGGCCCUUGCUGGAGUCACAAAGACAAAAGGCAAUGUCCAUACACCAUUCGCCCCUAUGAGCCGGGUUGUGCUCCUUUUCAUUCUCAACUUUCCAAUUAGCAUACUCUGGAUUAACAGGGCAAGCUCAGGUGGGUGUAUAUCAUGUGGAAGCGGGCCCUCAAUUGUAGACAAAGUCCGAAUUUGUAAUGCGGAAAUGAUUGAAGUACACAGUCUUGAUCAGGGAAUCGAGGAAGCUGCCGAGAGAGGAGAACUGACGGAACUUGUCUUGAUGGUUAUCUGAAAUCGGCUUGAUCUUGCUAGACAUGAUAAGGAAAAGAUGCAGUUAGAAGUCUUGACCCCUUAUACGGGAGGGUUGAGGGUGUGGAGUUGCUGGAAUUGUCCUCCCUGAAUCUGAGGAGAAGGUCAUAGCGAUCAAGAAGGGCGACGCCAUCGCCCUCCCUUUUGGUUUUUGCCUGGUGGUACGAGGAUGACACAGAUUUUGUUGUUCCCUUUCUGGGUGAUACAUCAAAGGCUCACGAAGCUGGGCAAGUCACCGAUUUCUUCCUAACUGGUUCUAAUGGCAUCUUCACUGGCUUCACCACUGAGUUUGUGAGCCAAGCAUGGGACUUGGAAGAAGACAUUGUCAAGUGGCUCGUUGGUAGUCAACCAGCAUUGUGAAGCUUGAUGCCAGCUUCCAGAUGCUAGAACCAAAGGAGCAGUGAAGUGGUAUGGUUUUUGCACUGCGAGGAGGCUCCAUUGGAUGUUGACAUUAAGAAUGGCGGAUGAGGAGUUGUUUUCUAAACCAACAAGAAGCCUUUGGUUAGUCAGGUCGGUCUUGGACCUGAUCUUGUUUAGCUGGAUGGAAAUGCUAUGUUCUCUCCAGGCUUUUCUUGUGAUUAGGCACUGCAGGUGACCUGCAUUGUUAGGGGCAGUGGCAGAGCCCAGGUUGUUGGUGUGGACGGCAAAAGGGUCCUUGAGACCACUGUGAAGGUCUGAAACUUGUUCAUCGUGCUGAGGUGCUUUGUUGUCUCGAAGAUUGCUGAUCAGGAUGGGAUGUCCUGGUUCUCUAUUUUUCCGACUCCAAAUCCUAUAUUCACUCAUCUUGCUGGGAGAACUUCGGUUUGGAAGGCCUUCAUCGCCUGAAGUGCUCCAAGCAUCUGUCAACGUUCCCCCGGACGUGGAGGAGGCUUUCAGCUCCAAAAGGAUGGAUUUGGAGAUAUUUUUCCCUCCCAAAUUGAGUCGAGUGAAUGUAUACGUUUGCUUUGGUUUCUAGGGUCUAAUAAUAAAAACCCCCCAUGGUUCGAGGAUGUCUCUUUUGCAUCGUUUUCUAU
Molecule: messenger RNA, 4839 nt
Organism: Eucalyptus grandis
Lineage: Eukaryota; Viridiplantae; Streptophyta; Magnoliopsida; Myrtales; Myrtaceae
Product: disease resistance protein RUN1
Exons: 10
Coding region: 1-1563 (520 amino acids)
Biological process (GO): signal transduction; defense response
Molecular function (GO): ADP binding
Source: RefSeq, a predicted model, not a curated record